Messenger RNA from Racocetra persica, 345 nucleotides. NCBI's taxonomy places the organism in Eukaryota, Fungi, Glomeromycota, Glomeromycetes, Diversisporales, Gigasporaceae. The record is from the annotation of a GenBank genome assembly.
AUGUCAACUACAGGUUUCAUCAACGAAUCUUCCGAAAUCAUGACCUACAAGGGAUGUUUUUCUUACAAAGAUGAUAACAUAUAUGUUAUCCACAUUGACGAUAACGUUCAAGCAAAAAUUGAAAGAGUCACCUUAGAUAUAGCAAGGAUAUAUUUCACAAACAGUCAAGGCCGACAAAUUCCUGUUCCAACUGAUAUUAUUCUUAGAAAUUUGAUUGACAAUCAAAAUGAACCAAUUCAUAAUAAUUCUUUUUAUAUUGUUUGGAUUACUAAUUAUAGUUUGUUUCGGGAUGGAGUUGAGAUUUUUAGACUAGAAAAUCAAAAACAACAGGCUGUUAAGCCAUAG